This is a messenger RNA of Linderina pennispora, 201 nucleotides long. Its product is annotated as transcription factor Pcc1. The annotation marks the transcript as partial. Lineage: Eukaryota; Fungi; Kickxellomycota; Kickxellomycetes; Kickxellales; Kickxellaceae. The transcript has a single exon. The record is from RefSeq and is a predicted model, not a curated record. Gene Ontology annotation, cellular component: EKC/KEOPS complex.
CGGCUGGCAGACAUCGCCAAGAACUCGCUAUCGGUUGAUCGCGAGAUCAAUGGUGACAAGUCCAGCCGGCAGAUUACAACCGACGGCAGCAAUCUAGUGGUGACAUUCAGUGCCGAGACAGCGCGGAUUCUGCGUGUCAGCGUCAAUGGAUUCAUGGACUCGCUAAUCCUGGUGACCCGCACCAUAGAAGCUUUUUCGUAA